Molecule: messenger RNA, 2871 nt
Organism: Bicyclus anynana (squinting bush brown)
Lineage: Eukaryota; Metazoa; Arthropoda; Insecta; Lepidoptera; Nymphalidae
Gene: Cdk8
Product: cyclin-dependent kinase 8
Exons: 8
Coding region: 200-1591 (463 amino acids)
Biological process (GO): protein phosphorylation
Cellular component (GO): mediator complex; nucleus
Molecular function (GO): ATP binding; cyclin-dependent protein serine/threonine kinase activity; RNA polymerase II CTD heptapeptide repeat kinase activity
Source: RefSeq, a predicted model, not a curated record
UCUAUAGUGAUCUGUGAUCGUAUCCGCGACUCGACUUAAUAUGUUCCUUGGACUCGACUCGCCGUAAUUCGUAAAUCGUAACUUGCAAUUUGCAGACUGUAAGGAAAAGAAGAGUCAUUUAAUUAGAUUUUGUAAUCAAUUAUUUACGCGUUGUGAUAUAAAGCCACUUAUUUUAGUAACGAACCAUAUAUUUGUUACAAUGGCUGAUAAUUUUCAAAACAAAACAAUGGCUUCAGUCAUGAUGGAUUAUGAAUUUAAAAUGAAAACACAAAACGAACGAUCCAAAGUUGAAGAUUUGUUCGAUUUCGAAGGUUGCAAAGUUGGAAGAGGCACCUAUGGCCAUGUUUAUAAAGCAAGGAGAAAAGACGGAUCGGAUACGAAGGAUUACGCGCUGAAACAGAUUGAGGGGACUGGGCUUUCCAUGUCGGCUUGCAGGGAAAUAGCGUUGCUCAGAGAGCUAAAGCAUUCCAAUGUUAUAAACCUGAUAAGGGUGUUCCUAUCACACACAGACAGAAAAGUAUGGUUGUUAUUUGACUAUGCAGAACAUGAUUUAUGGCACAUCAUAAAGUUCCACAGAGCGGCAAAGGCUAACAAGAAAUCUGUAAUGGUGCCAAAAGGCAUGGUCAAAAGUCUGCUCUAUCAGAUUUUGGAUGGAAUACAUUACUUACAUUCCAAUUGGGUUUUACAUAGAGAUUUGAAACCAGCAAAUAUUCUUGUGAUGGGUGAAGGGCCAGAAAGGGGCAGAGUGAAGAUUGCUGACAUGGGAUUUGCGAGGUUGUUCAAUGCACCGCUGAAGCCUCUUGCUGAUUUGGAUCCUGUGGUAGUCACAUUUUGGUACAGAGCACCAGAGCUGUUGCUGGGAGCAAGGCAUUACACUAAGGCUAUAGAUAUAUGGGCGAUAGGCUGCAUAUUUGCGGAGCUGUUGACAUCAGAACCAAUAUUUCACUGUCGUCAAGAAGAUAUCAAGACAAGUAAUCCAUACCACCACGACCAAUUGGACAGGAUAUUCAAUGUAAUGGGAUUCCCACAGGAAAAGGAUUGGGAAGAUAUAAGAAAAAUGCCAGAGCAUGCCACUUUAGUCAAGGAUUUUAAAAGAUCUAAUUACCAGAACUGUUCACUGAGCAAAUAUAUGGAUAGACACAAAAUAAAGCCAGACAGCAAGGCAUUCAGCCUUCUACAGAGGCUCUUACUGAUGGAUCCCAAUAGAAGGAUAACUUCAGAACAGGCCAUGCAAGAUCCAUACUUCUCUGAGGACCCUUUACCGACACAGGAUGUUUUUGCUGGUUGCCCAAUACCUUACCCGAAGAGGGAGUUCUUGACAGACGACGAUCAGGAGGACAAGAGUGAUACCAAAGCUAGACAGAACCAACAACAGCAGCAACCCAAUACUCAACAAAAUCAAGUGCAAGCUAACAACCAUGACCACGGCGCCAACAAUGCCAAAAGAAUGAGAAUGGCAGGUCCAAAUCAAGGAAACAACACUGGCGGCGGCGGACAACAGGAGUUCCAUCAACAACAACAGAUGAUGUUCGGCGGCCAACAACAGGGGGCUGGCAAUCAACAACAAGGCAACUUUCAACAAAGGUUUUAGAGAAUUUAGCAGAAUUAAAAUAAUUAAACUCAUCAAACCCAUGUGUGCUGACUAGCAAGACCAAUAUUUACAAUAUAUUACAAGUAGAGAGAAGAAUAUUUUCCAUGAAAUACAAUAAUUGGUAGUCUCAAAUGACGGGAGUAUAAUCUCGACCGUCAUACUUUUUAACUGCAUUAACUGCCUCAUUGGUCCCGUGGUUAGCUGGUUCAGCUACGGACAAUGAGGUCCAGGGUUCAAAUCCCGGGUCAGGCCAACAAAAAAAAAAAUAGGUUAUUGGGAUUUUUCUUACAAGGAAAAUCUUAAUAGCAGCCUGGAGUUAGGAAGUUGGCGGUGUUAGUACCACCGUGCCUCGGAAAGCACGUAAAGCCUGCGCCUGAUCUCUCACCGGUCGUGUCGGUCUGCCGUCCCAUCGGAUUUCGAGAGUGAGGGAAGAGAGAGUGCACCUGGGCUUGCGCACACACUUGGGCACUAUAAUAUCUACUAGAUUAGCCGCCGUGACCGUCGGUCGGGAGAAUAUUAUUAUCAUCAUCGAUUAUCCAAAAGAAAAAUGAGUUUUACAAUAGUUUAGAGAAAUAUAUAAAGCGGGCUACAUAUCUGCAGUCGAAAUGUUCAAUUGUAUUGUCCGUUUGUACGGCAAACAGAGACAGUUUUAACAAUAUUGAAAUUGAUGAUUGAAAUAUAUUGGAUAAAACUGUACCUAACUGUCGCCGCACACGGGCUACACGCGACAGCCACAAACGACGCUACAAGAAGCAAGAAGGAGCCACAAAAGGCUGCAAUUUUUUUAAUCCAUCUUCUUUGUCGCUGCGCUCUUGACAGAGCGGUCGUGGUCUUUAGGACGUGUUGGAGGCAAAUGUAAUACGCCUCACGAGCAUUCGCCACUUCUCCCUUUGUGUAGUGAGUCGCGUACAUUCAUGCAAGGGACCGCCUACAGCAGAUUUAAUCCAUACAUGCAGUAUAAUAAUCGCGCGAGUGGCGUGUGACGGCGUUUUGUGUCGUUUUGUGUUUAGUGGGCUAUAAGAAGCGAGCAGCGACGAUUGUAGCGUGUGGCGGCCAUAUAAAAUGUAUGAAAAAUACGAAAUAUGCCGGUAGCGACGUUUUGUGGUUGUGGCCAGUGGCCCGUGUGAAAGCCCUGUUACAACUGACGGUCUAUAGCCCACAUUAGUUAGCAGCAACAAAAAUGUUUCAAAGUCACAGUCUCGAUAUAAGUGUAAACUGUAAAUAUUACUUUUUAAGGUGUAGGUUAAAUGAAAACACAAUUAAUUAAAAAGUUUUUUUUU